AUGGAUAAGAAGAUAGUGCGCAAAGGGCCGCUGCCUGGGGGUCGCCGGGGCGCGUCUGGAGCUGGCGCUGGACGCGGCAGCAUGCGGGUCGCCAGCCGAGCGCGAGGAGCUGCACGGUCACCUAGCAGCCCUCCGCAUCCAUCAUCCCCACCAGAAGGCUUGGUGUCGGCUGGGUCUUCUCGGGCUCAGCAAGCGGCACCCGCCGCUGGUGGAGCACGUCGCAUGCGUUGGUCACAAGCAAUGAAUGCAAACGCAUUGCGGGCGUACUUUAGGGCAAAAGGGGAAGAAACUGGAUGUUUGGCGUAUCGGGCUAGGAUGCAUCGUCUUUUUGCUGAGCUGGAGCCAUCUUUAGCCGUCACAGAGCAAAACCUGGCAGACCGAGUUCGGUAUAUCUUGCGCUCAAAUAUAUUUGAUGUCGCCGAACUCGAACGGCUACGACGUGAGGCUGUUCCCUCGUCGGAUGAGAAUGCUACGGCUGAGGAUGCGGCGCCACAAAUGGUAGAGCAACCCGCAAACGUGGAUGCCGCCGUGAAUACCCCAGUUGUGGUUGAUUCAAACGAUGAUGGAACAGUCGCCCAGGAACUGGAAUUAGAGCAUAUGAGGAGUACAUUGGAAGAGGCGAUUGUGGAAACGCGCAGUACGCCUCUCGAAAAUCGACCGCGACUUCCCCCGCAUAGCCCUAAGCAAGCGGAAUCGGGCUGUCGUGAGGGCUCUGAACCCAAUGCUGGCGCCAAGGUUUCCACGGCUGGACGCGCUACUGGCCAUAGUAGCGCUAUCCCAGCAUGGAGAAGAAGAAUUGAGGAACGUAUCGCAAAGGCUAGAGCUCUCAUCGGCAGACUGAUAUGCUUCAGAUCAGGCAACAGCAGGCCAAGAAUUGUGCGCACCGUCAGGAUGGCGUUUGCUGGGACAAAUGUCAGUUUGUCCCAGCCGGAUAUAACGCAAAAACUGACGGAGCGCAUAGAUGAUCUGAAGCAGAGAAUCGCUGCUUGGGGAAAGCGGAUUCGGCGAUAUACCGAGAGGUCGACACGGUUCAACCAGAAUCGUCUCUUCCAGAGUGAUCAGAAGAGGCUCUAUGAAUCAUUGGAGCGACCAAUGGUAAGUGGAACGGGUCCAGCACCGAAUCAGGCCGACACUGUAGCAUUCUGGCGCGGCCUGUGGUCAGAGCCCGUAAACCACAGCGAGGGCCCUUGGACGGAAGUUGUGGCGAGUCAGUGUGCGGGUAUUACGCCCAUGGACCCCGUCAUCAUAACGCCGGAUGACGUAGCUGAGGCGGUCCGUAGGGCCCCGAACUGGAAAAGUCCGGGGCUUGACGGGCUGCAUCACUACUGGCUGAAGGGGUUCAUGGUGUGUCACUCUGUGCUCGCCCGACAGUUUCAAAAGGCUCUCAACCAGAAGUCGCUCCCAAGCCUCUUCACUACUGGGAUCACUCAUUUGGUUCCUAAAGACCAGGGUACCACAGACCCGAGCAAAUACCGCCCCAUCACUGAAUACUUUGUUUUGUGCUCGUAUUUAACCCUAAUGACGCCCACUAGACCCGUGGUCACCGACGGCCAUUUCGAAGAGAAUUGUGUUUCUCCGACAUCAGAAGUGGGAUCGGUGCGGGCACAAAACGCAGAUAGAAGGAUCGAGGCGAACGACGGCUUACGCGCUUUAUUUGAGGCGCAGCAAAAUAACAUGUGA
Messenger RNA from Parnassius apollo (apollo), 1680 nucleotides. Lineage: Eukaryota; Metazoa; Arthropoda; Insecta; Lepidoptera; Papilionidae. The record is from the annotation of a GenBank genome assembly.